This is a messenger RNA of Drechmeria coniospora, 1038 nucleotides long. RefSeq lists its product as uncharacterized. Gene Ontology annotation, cellular component: mitochondrion. The transcript has a single exon. The record is from RefSeq and is a predicted model, not a curated record. The coding region runs from base 1 to 1038 and encodes 345 amino acids. Lineage: Eukaryota; Fungi; Ascomycota; Sordariomycetes; Hypocreales; Ophiocordycipitaceae.
AUGGCUGCUGACGAACCCCGGCUCCCGGCCGCGACGACGGCCAGUCUUCCACCUGCCAUUGCCUCGCCACAGCGACCCAUGAUCUCGUCAUCGUCUGCAUCCUCCACAACCUCCAUCUUCCCCGGGCAGUACCCGCGCGAGAAGCGGCAGUGGAACGUCAAAAACCUUCCCUCCCGACUGGGCACAGAUCUCGUCAGCGCAACGACCGCCGGAGCCCUCAUCGCCCCUCUCAUAUCCAUCAUCGACCGGUCCGUGAACCCCUCUUUCCCUUGCCCGUUCCGCUACCUAACAUGGCACGGCAGCUCCAUCAUGGAAAACGCAUCCGGUCGUGCCCCCUCCAUACCGGCCUCACUCCUCUCCUCUUUCCGCAGCCUCGUCUCUUCGCCGCGCUCCAUCCUUCUCUCCCGUCCGACAGCCCUCAUCCUGCUCCUCUACGCAGGCACCUAUCUCACGGCAAACACUCUCGAUACCGUCUCCUCCGCUCUACCCCGGGAUCCGUCCCUCUCACCCCCCGUCAGCGCCUCGACCGUCUCCUCCGGCCCGGCCAAGUUCUUCUCCUCGAGCGCGGCCAACGUUGCCCUGUGCAUUUACAAGGACCGCGCCUUCGUGCGCAUGUUCGGCACCCCCACCGCUGCCGGGGCGCCAAGACCAGUCCCGCUGCCGUGCUACGCCCUCUUCACGCUGCGCGACAGCAUCACCAUCUUCGCGAGCUUCAACCUACCACCGCUGCUGGCUCCCUACAUAGACGAGCGGCUCUCUGACGAGCUGGCCCGUCACGUCACCGGCCAGACGACAGCCCAGUUCCUCGCCCCUGCCGCCGUCCAACUGUUGUCCACGCCGUUGCACCUGCUCGGGCUGGACUUGUACAAUCGUCCGGGACGGCCACCCGUCAUGCCGUGGGCCCAUCGAUGGCGCAUGGUCAAAUCCAACUGGCUGCUGAGCUCGGCAGCGAGGAUAUGUCGCAUCGUACCAGCCUUUGGCGUCGGAGGGGUCGUCAAUACCAAAGUUCGAUACAACCUCAUGAAAAGACUGGAAUGA